ACAGACAGAUAGAGAGAAAGAGAAGAGAAGAAGAAGGAGGGAAUCAGCGACAUAUUUCCUGAUUGCAAAAGACGUGCUCCACGACACGGCAGAAACAGGAGUAUUACGCGUGCACGACACACGAUACCGAAUCCGGAGAUUGGUGUUACGGAUACAAAACGACGUAUUCCGAGGCGAACGAUGAGUAAUGGUGUCCUAGGUGUGUGCGCCUGUGUCUGCUCGACGCGGAAUCGUUAAUGUCUUCGAGCCUGGUGUGCGGUUAUGUAUUACAUCCGCGCCGGUCAGAGGGAUCAGAUGAUGGGAUGAAAAAGAAAAGGAGAGAGAAAGAAAAAUUGGAAAUACCCGAGCAGGGCGUCGAACGACGCUCGAUUUCAGUGAAAGUGAAUCGUUGUGUAUAGGGAGCACAAAUAGGUGUAUAAAAUCAGGAACCGAAACGAGUGAUGGCACAUUCGAAUCCGCGCCAUUUGAGAGCAACGAUGAGGACCGCGUACGUUGUGUUUCUCCUUUUGGUGGGCCUUUUAGUGGUAGCCGGGAAAGCCGAGACAGCCGGGAAACAGGCGAGAAAGACGAAGCGAGGAAUCCUGUUGGCCACGGCGGGAUCACCGGUUGCUCUGGACUUGGCCUCGAGACACGAUGGCGGUUUCGAAUCGAACGGGUUCGGAUUAACGGGACUGGCCGAUGGAUCCGGGACUGGCCAACUUUCUGGAGGAUUGGUAGGCGGUGGAGCCAUCGUUCACCAAGCGCCAGUCCUCGUUCAACGGUAUCCCUCACUGUCAGGGCCUGCUUAUUAUUACUCGAGGCAGUCAGUGCCCGUGGUCAGGGAUGUUCACAUGCCCCAUCAGAGGCCAGCAGCUGCCCAGCCACCUGCCGUUAGAUUACAGGCCUCUUCUCAGCCGAUCUCGGUUUCCCAACACGUCAAUAUUCCUCAGACGACGGUCCCCGUCGUGUCUCAAUCCGUUCCCGUCGUCGUGUCCGCCGUGUCCUCCAGCUCAGCUGGAACCGGCUUCUCUUCCAGGAUCGAUUCCAGCGCCACCAGUGGCGGUGUCGCUGUGGCCGGGUCUUCUGGCCUGGCUUCCUCUGGCUUAGCGGCUACCGAUCUCGGCUCCAGAGGCUUGAUCCCCAAUCUUGGAUACCCUUCGUCUGGAGGGAUUGCUGCUCUUGGAGGAGUUGGCACUCUUUAAAAGGAAGGAAAUCGAUGGAACGGAACAGGAAAAAGGUUAAAAUGAAUUUUCUAUUUCGCGCAAAUUAAAGUUUUUCUUAAAGUUUGUAA
Molecule: messenger RNA, 1270 nt
Organism: Apis mellifera (honey bee)
Lineage: Eukaryota; Metazoa; Arthropoda; Insecta; Hymenoptera; Apidae
Exons: 2
Coding region: 441-1181 (246 amino acids)
Source: RefSeq, a predicted model, not a curated record